AUGGCAAUGGAGUUCACAAUCAGCGAAUCUGUCCGAAAUAUCUCACGAUUCGAGGAUCAGGAGCAAUAUUCCACAGACACAGAAACGCAUUUCAAUAUUCCAUGGGCCCUACAAAUCCGGAAAAACAAUGGUUAUCUUCAAUUUUAUUUGCUCUGCGAGAAAGAAGAAUGUGAAACUAGAAAAUGGUCGAUUGAAGUUGAAUUUAAACUGAAACUGGUGUCAUACAAUGGGAAGAGGUUGAUGACAGAUUGUAGAAGAACGUUUGAAAAGCCGUCUGGGCUUGGAUCCGGAGACUUCUUGAGCUGGGAGAAGUUUGAAAGGGAAUAUGUGGUUGACGAUAGUAUUGUAAUUGAAGCACAUGUCAAGAUAAUUAAAAUGACGGAUGAUCCGUGCACUGUAAACAAAAAUCAGAAAAUAUUUCUGUUGAUUCAGACUGUUGAAAAUGUUUCGAGCAUUGAAGAAGGAGGAGAUUUUCACACGAGAGUAGAAGAACGUUUUAAUAUUCCUUGGAGAUUAAAAAUUCAACGAAGGAAUGGAUUUCUUGGAUUGUUUUUGCGAUGUGAAAAGGAAGAAUCCAAUACAAGGAACUGGACUAUCGCAGUUGAACUUACGCUGACACUAGUCUCUGCGAAUGGUCGGAUCUUGACGUCAAGCACGACAUCGUUUUUCAAUAAGCCAGUUGGUUACGGCUUAGGAAAAGUUAUGAGAUGGGAUGAUAUGCUGGAGAAGUACGUGGACAACGAUAGGAUCAGAAUUGAAGUUCGUGGCAAGAUAACUGAAAUGACUGGCUGUGAUGGCAAUAAUUCCUCUAAUUGUGUAAUUAGUUAA
This is a messenger RNA of Caenorhabditis elegans, 828 nucleotides long. It is a transcript of the gene math-13, whose product is annotated as MATH domain-containing protein. The transcript has 4 exons. Lineage: Eukaryota; Metazoa; Nematoda; Chromadorea; Rhabditida; Rhabditidae. The record is from RefSeq and is marked reviewed. The coding region runs from base 1 to 828 and encodes 275 amino acids.